Messenger RNA from Notodromas monacha, 402 nucleotides. Lineage: Eukaryota; Metazoa; Arthropoda; Ostracoda; Podocopida; Cyprididae. The record is from the annotation of a GenBank genome assembly.
UCGGCGGACGUGUUGGACGCCGUUGGGAUCCAGAGAGAGCCGAUAGGAGUGACGACAGCGAUUGGGCGGUGUCCGGAGCGCCCGGAAACGGUGAUCGACGGUGUCCCUUUCGGCGUCAGUCCCGACCAGGCCUACAAUUUGGAGGAAGUCGCCAUUCUCAGUGUCCCCACCAGCCACUUGUUCCCACUGGGAUUUCCUCGCGAUUUUUCAAUCCUGGCGACGCUCAAGAGCAGCUCGUCGACAGAGAGCACCUUGCUGACGAUUUACAGCGACGCGGGUGACGAUCAGAUUUCCAUCCGACUCCGCGACUCCACCGUCACCUUCUAUUACCAGGACAGGAACAACUCGUUCAAGGACGGACUCACUGCCACCUUCCCAAUAGACGUCACUGACGAUGCGUGA